Sinocyclocheilus grahami is the source of this 1397-nucleotide messenger RNA. Its product is annotated as cleavage and polyadenylation specificity factor subunit 4. NCBI's taxonomy places the organism in Eukaryota, Metazoa, Chordata, Actinopteri, Cypriniformes, Cyprinidae. The transcript is spliced from 8 exons. The record is from RefSeq and is a predicted model, not a curated record. Bases 392 to 1201 code for a protein of 269 amino acids. Gene Ontology annotation, molecular function: RNA binding; zinc ion binding.
GAAAUUACUCAUCUUAAGAAAUACAAUUAACAAACCGCAUUCGCGCGUUCCCAGAAAAUGGAUGCUAUUGCAAUCGAUUGUACGGCCUGGAGUUCAGGGGUCACUCGUGAACAGCGCUGUGGAAGUAGACGGUUCUAAAAUCAACUGCUUGUUUACAAUGUUUAUCUUCAUCUUUACCGAUUUACUCAUGAGCUACAUUAAAAACUGUUUACCCAGUUAAUAAAUCUGUAUACCUUUUCGCUAUUCUCUCUUCUUACGUCCAGAAUUAAACCUGACCAAACGGCAAACUGAUAAGUUGUUAGCCAUUAAGACUUCUUUUAGUUUACUGAUUAGGUGUUAUAAAGAGAAGCGUUUCAACUGCUGGUAAAAAUAUAGAGGAUAUACUACCAAAAUGCAGGAAUUAAUCUCGUGUGUCGAUCAUAUCAAGUUUGAUCUAGAAAUCGCAGUAGAACAACAAUUAGGCGCUCAGCCAUUGCCAUUUCCAGGAAUGGAUAAAUCUGGCGCCGCUGUGUGCGAGUUCUUCAUGAGAGCUGCCUGUAUGAAAGGUGGGAUGUGUCCUUUCAGACACAUCAGUGGAGAAAAGUCUGUGGUGUGCAAACACUGGCUUAGAGGUUUAUGCAAGAAAGGAGACCAAUGUGAAUUUUUACAUGAGUAUGAUAUGACAAAGAUGCCUGAAUGUUAUUUCUACUCUAAAUUUGGGGAGUGCAGUAAUAAAGAGUGUCCAUUUUUGCACAUUGACCCAGAAUCUAAGAUUAAAGAUUGCCCAUGGUAUGAUAGGGGCUUUUGUAAGCAUGGUCCGGAUUGCAGGCACAGACACACAAGAAGAGUCAUCUGUGUAAAUUACCUUGUGGGCUUCUGUCCAGAGGGCAAGUCAUGCAAAUUUAUGCACCCAAGAUUUGAACUCCCUAUGGGUGCAACUGAACAGCCACCGUUACCACAACAGGCACAGUCUCAGCAAAAGCAGCAAAACAUGCAGCCCACAAACAGGUCAUCACAGUCACUCAUCCAGUUAACCAACACCAAUGUCAACAACAACCAGAGAAUGCCAAAUGCUGUUGGGAUAGUGCACUCUCACAACAACAUGGGUGGACCUCGCGGUCCUCGUCCACUGGAUCAAGUUACGUGUUACAAGUGCGGUGAGAAGGGCCAUUACGCAAACAAAUGCACAAAAGGACACCUGGCAUUUUUGAGUGGACAGUAAAGUUUUCUACAAAAAGGAUCUCCAAUAAAUGUGACUAUAACUUGCAAAGUGACAUAUUUCAUUCCUGGUACAUUAAAGAAAUAGUUCACCCAAAAAUUAAAAUUUGCUGAAAACUGACACCCCUUCAGGCCAUCUAGGAUGUACGAGUUUGUUUUUUCAUCAAAGCAGAUUUAGAGAAAUUUAGCAUUACAUCAGU